GGCAGCCGCAUCCGGUUUCCAACUUUGUUUGUGAGCUUUUCUUGUUUGGAUGGUUCAUUCAACGGAGUUACGGUAGUCGUCGACAGCGGAGGAUAGCAGACGCGUCUGUCAUCAUCGGCUGGCAGGCGGCUGGUGAAUGUUGCACAGACGAGCGUUGUAGCAACGGUCGAGCGUCGUAGCAACGGUCGAGCGUCGUAGCAACGGUCGAGCGUCGUAGCAACGGUCGAGCGUCGUAGCAACGGCCGAGCAACGUAGCAACGGUUGAGCGUCGUAGCAACGAUGGGCUGCUGCGGAGCAGACGACUCACAUGACCCGGACAUCCCUUGUCAGGUCGUCCUCCUCGAUGAAACCGACCUUAAAAUUGACAUACAGCCGACUACCAAGGGCCAGUUGUUGUUGGAUCGGAUAUAUCAGCACUUAAAUUUGCUAGAGAAAGACUACUUUGGCCUACGAUUUCUUGACCACUCUAAUCAAACUAACUGGCUGGAUCCAGAAAAACGGGUGUUUGAGCAAAUGCAAUGUCGACCACCUUACGUGUUUUACUUUGGUGUGAAGUUUUAUGCUGCGGACCCUAGCAAGUUGUUUGAGGAAAUUACAAGGUAUCAGUUCUACCUCCAGCUAAAGCAGGACAUCCUUCAGGGAAGACUGCCAUGUAACUUUGACGAGGCGACGGAACUCGGGGCCAACGCCCUGCAGUCUGAACUCGGCGAUUACGACGAACAGCGGCACUCCCCCGGCUACGCGUCAGAGUUUCGCUUCGUUCCCAACCAGUCGGAGGUGCUAGAGAAUCGCAUAUCGGACGUGCACAGGAAGCUGGUGGGUCUGGUGCCUGCUGCAGUUGAGCUGCGGUUUCUCAACAAAGCUAAGUGGCUGGAGAUGUAUGGGGUUGACUUACAUCCAGUGCUGGGACAAGACAAGAUUGAGUACAUGCUGGGUUUGACGCCUACUGGAAUAGUGAUCUUAAAGGAUGGUGUCAAAGUGGGCAACUACUUCUGGCCCCGCAUAACGAAACUCAAUUUUCGGGAUCGACAGUUCUUCUUACGGGUUAGAGAUAAGAAUAAUUCUGACAAUACAUACGGGUUCGACUGUAGUACACGAGAAGCAUGCAAACACCUGUGGAAGUGUGCCAUAGAGCAUCACGCAUUUUUCCGUUUGUCGCAGGUACGUGAUAAUCCAGCAGGACCUGGUAAACUAUUUUCACUCGGAUCAAAUCAUAGAUACAGUGGUCGAACAGAGGCUGAAGCACAGGAGUACCACAGGCAGCUGAGCCGGCCCGCCCCCAAGGUGACUCGUGUACCUAGUAAGAGGUAUGCACGCAGGGUACACCUCACAAAGCUCAGCGAUAACAAAGAAAAUACAGGAAGGAAAAACCAGAGUGGGCAGUUUGCAAAUGUGAUAGCUCCUGAACCAGUGCCGGUGCAUGCGCCACAGUCCACCAUUCCUUCUCCUUACUCGAUCGUCACUGAUCCGAAGGACUCGGUUAAACCGUGGGAGGAGAAAUCUGAUAGGUCUCGCGGCCUCUACUCACAUCAGGGUGACGACGUCUCCGAUAGAGGAUCUAAGCGAGGACGCUCACCGAUGUUCAGCCAAUCACGACGGCCGCCAUCCGCCAGCGAGACGGAGCCGACCGAUCGCAGAGGGCAUCGCAGUCGUAAGGGAGUAGGAUCCGGUAGCGACAGCGAUAUCUCUAUAUCGAAUCGACGACGUAGAAGGUCGAAGGAUCGGAACGGUCUGAGCAGCGGCAGCGAGUCAGAAGCGUCCGUACAGCGCCGGCGGCGACGCAGAAACAGGCAGUCUGGUGAGGACAUCCUCGUGGAUUCGGGUGCACAGUGGGAGGCAAUCCAGCUGCAGCAACAGCAGCAUGCGCAGAGAGAGGAGGCUAUACACGGACCCCAGGCGGCCGUCGUGCGGACGCUAUCUAAGGCCGGUCCCUCCCAGGAGCAUGAAAGGCGGGCACGGAAACAUCGAUCAAAGUCUCCGGUAAUCCCGCAGGAAAUACGGAAGCAAAUACAGAGAGAGCUACUGGAACCAGCCGGGUACACGACCGAGCAGCUCAGAGAUAUUCCCUACACGAAAGUUGUGACGGGCGACAAGGGGCCGCGGAUUCGCUACCACGGCAAGGACGGCAGGCGGCAGAGCGGCUACAGCAGCGGCGCCUCGACCGACCACAAGGGCGCGCCACUGCGCGACGUCGCCGAGAGGAACGGUGGCGCCCCCCUCGCGACGGCGGAGUCGACGGGCAGCCUGCCGCGCAGUCACGUGAGCGGCGCUGAGCGGAAGAGAGGAGGGCGGAGUGGUCAGGUACUGCCCGCGGCCACCAGCAGCCCGACAACCAAACACAAGUCGCAGAUGCCGAGGGGUCCGUACAUAGCGUCUGCCGGCGUUCCCGUGGCAACCAGCAUCGCUGUCAAGGCAGCGGCGCCCGUCCGACGCCCGCACGAGAUGUGGACGGAGCUGUGAGGCUGUUACAUCUACUGGUUGCAUGCCCCCUGCUGAUGCUGGAUGGAGCUGUGAGGCUGUUACAUCUACUGCUUACACGCCCCCUGCUGAUGCUGGAUGGAGCUGUGAGGCUGUUACAUCUACUGCUUACACGCCCUUCUGCUGAUGCUGGAUGGAGCUGUGAGGCUGUUACAUCUACUGCUUACACGCCCCCUGCUGAUGCUGGAUGGAGCUGUGAGGCUGUUACAUCUACUGCUUACACGCCCCCUGCUGAUGCUGGAUGGAGCUGUGGGGCUGUUACAUCUACUGCUUACACGCCCUGCUGCUGGACCGACCUGUGGGGCUGUUACAUCUACUGCUUACAAGCCCCCUGCUGGGAGUUGAAGCUCAAACCGCGACCGACUGUUGUUUUCGAAGAAAACACAGCCUCUGACCCUGCAGGAAGGUGACAACAACAUUCGACCUCCUCUCUUUCUCUCUCUCUGCAACGCUCCCUGCGUGACGGAAAAACGCAGGGAAAGGCAAGAGCCGAUUUCGUCGUGGGACACAGCCACAGUUGUAAAUGUGGCGUGUGCAGUGUGCUAGACAAAAACACACAAUGACACGCGAGCCUAUAUAUAUAUACACACACCCUUGAACAUAUCCUGAAACAUAUCCAUGACAAUAUAUUAUAUAUCUAUAUCUAUAUCUAUAUAUAUUAUUUAUAUAUCUAUAUAUAUGACAUUCUAUAUAUAUAUAGUUAUAGCACACCGUUUGUUGUAUUACGUGGCGCGCCACAAUCACGCUUGAUUAAAGGCGCAUCACUGUAUAUGUAGGCAUACGCGUAAUUACGAGUGUUCACAUUACCACUUAUAUGUGUGAGUGUUUGAGGU
Messenger RNA from Priapulus caudatus, 3311 nucleotides. Its product is annotated as band 4.1-like protein 4. Lineage: Eukaryota; Metazoa; Priapulida; Priapulimorpha; Priapulimorphida; Priapulidae. The transcript has 27 exons. The record is from RefSeq and is a predicted model, not a curated record. The coding region runs from base 280 to 2460 and encodes 726 amino acids. Gene Ontology annotation, cellular component: cytoskeleton.